UUGGUCGGUCUAUCAUUUCUGUCCCCAAUUCAAAUCAGAGACUCUCUCUAGAAAAUUACACUUUCAAUUACAAAAUCCUCCGCUUCCAAUCUCUUCUCUUCUAAGGUCUCAAUCCAUGGCUUCUCGAAGGCGCAUGCUUCUCAAGGUCAUCAUCCUCGGAGACAGCGGGGUGGGGAAGACAUCCCUCAUGAAUCAGUAUGUGAAUCGUAAGUUCAGUAAUCAGUACAAAGCAACUAUUGGAGCUGAUUUCUUGACAAAAGAAGUUCAAUUUAAUGAUAGGCUGUUCACAUUACAGAUUUGGGAUACAGCUGGGCAAGAAAGGUUUCAAAGCCUUGGUGUGGCUUUUUAUCGCGGAGCAGACUGCUGUGUUCUUGUGUAUGAUGUAAACGUCAUGAAAUCUUUUGAUAAUCUCAACAAUUGGCGGGAAGAGUUUCUGAUUCAGGCCAGCCCGGCUGACCCUGAAAACUUUCCUUUUGUUGUAUUGGGCAACAAGAUAGAUGUUGAUGGUGGCAAUAGUCGGGUGGUUUCUGAGAAGAAAGCAAGGGCAUGGUGUGCCUCCAAGGGAAAUAUACCUUACUUUGAGACUUCUGCCAAAGAAGGAUUCAAUGUGGACGCUGCUUUCCAGUGUAUAGCUGAUAAUGCUCUCAAGAAUGAGCCUGAAGAAGAAAUAUAUCUUCCCGAUACCAUUGAUGUUGCCGGUGGAGGGAGGCAGCAGAGGUCUACAGGCUGCGAAUGCUAAAUUAGUACAUGAUUGGCUCUGCUUCUUGGAUUGCAGAUACAAGUGAUUAAUAUUUUCACCCAGUUGCAAGGAAUAUUAAUAUGAGGGCUAUUGAGUUCCCAUGUGCAUAAUUAGCGCAUCAGAGAAAGCUAUUGAUUAUCUUUAUUAUUUGUUCAUUCAACUUAAAAUGUUUAUAUUUAUGUGUGAUUUUCAUGACAUUGUGAUUUUACUGGUAAAUGGCACUCUUUUGUUUGUGCUCAA
Messenger RNA from Cornus florida, 979 nucleotides. RefSeq names its product ras-related protein Rab7. Gene Ontology annotation, molecular function: GTP binding; GTPase activity. The record is from RefSeq and is a predicted model, not a curated record. Gene Ontology annotation, cellular component: vacuolar membrane. Lineage: Eukaryota; Viridiplantae; Streptophyta; Magnoliopsida; Cornales; Cornaceae. The coding region runs from base 116 to 739 and encodes 207 amino acids. The transcript is spliced from 7 exons.